AUGGCGGCGUGCUCAGGGAUUCCCAGCAAGCUUGGCAUUCAGGAUUGCAGCUCAAAAAAUGUAACUGCAGCAGCAGGAACCAGUAGUAAUGAUGAUUUAUCAGUAAACUCUGUAAGUGGGAACAAAACCUACAGAGGCGGAAGAUCAAAAAGAGAUGUGUCACCACUCAACGCGAUAAGUGUUCAGAACAACGUGACAACGCCCAGCCCAGUUCUUAACCUCAAGGCAGAGCACAUCGGUGUGCAGCAAGUGAAUUUGUCAGGGAGAGGAAAUGCCUCUGCUUCCACAUCCUACACGUACAGGAUAGAGAUCGAAAGUGAUGGAACCACCAUUAGGAAUGAGUACAGUUUAACAGAGCCUGGCCUGGUUCUUAAUCUAACAGCACAGAACAUUGGUCCACAUCAAGUCAGCUUAAGGUGGACAGCAAAUUCUUCAGUGUCCUACACAUACAGGAUAGAGAUUGAAAGCAAUGGAACCACCAUUAGGAACGAGACGUCCAACGUCACUGAAGCUGAAAUUAUGGACCUAGAGCCUGGGACGUUGUACAGCUUCACAGUGUUUGCGGUGGCAGCUGAUGCUCAGACAGAAGGAGAGGGAGUAUCCAUAGCCCUGUACACGAAGCCCAGCACAGUUCUUGAUGUCACGGCAGAGAAUGUUGGUCCGACUGAUGUCAACUUAACAUGGACAGUGAAUGAUACAGCUUCCAAGUCCUACACGUACAGGAUAGAGAUUGAAAGUAAUGGUGCUGCCAUUAGGAAUGAGACAUCCAAUGUCACCGAGAUUGAAAUUACCAACUUAGAGCCUGGGACACUGUACAAGUUCACAGUAUCUGCAAAAUCAGGAAACAGUUCAAGUGAAGAAGGUGGAUUGUCUAUAAGCCUGUUUACAAAAUCUAGCCCAGUUCUUCAUCUCAGAGCACAAUACAUUGGUCUUGAGACAGUAAAUUUAACAUGGACAGUGAAUGACACAGCUUCCACGUCCUACACAUACAGGAUAGAGAUUGAAAGCAAUGGAACCAGCAUUAGGAACCAGACAUCCAACAACCCUGAAGCUGAAAUUGCCAACUUAGAGCCUGGAACACUGUACAGCUUCACAGUGUUUGCGGUGGCAGCUGAUGCUCAGACGGAAGGAGAGGGAGUAUCCAUAGCCCUGUACACCAGGCCCAGCCCGGUUCUUGACCUCAAGGCAGAGUAUAUCGGUGUGCAGCAAGUGAAUUUGUCAUGGAGAGUGAACGACUCUGCUUCCACGUCCUACACGUACAGGAUAGAGAUCGAAAGUGAUGGAACCACGAUUAGGAACAAGACAUCCAAGGUCCCUGAAGCUGAAAUUAUGGACCUAGAGCCUGGGACGUUGUACAACUUCACAGUGUUUGCAGUGGCAGCUGAUGCUCAGACGGAAGGAGAGGGAGUAUCCAUAGGGCGGUAUACACAGCCUGGCCUGGUUCUUAAUCUAACAGCACAGAACAUUGGUCCACAUCAAGUCAGCUUAAGGUGGACAGCAAAUUCUUCAGUGUCCUACACAUACAGGAUAGAGAUUGAAAGCAAUGGAACCACCAUUAGGAACGAGACGUCCAACGUCACUGAAGCUGAAAUUAUGGACCUAGAGCCUGGGACGUUGUACAGCUUCACAGUGUUUGCGGUGGCAGCUGAUGCUCAGACAGAAGGAGAGGGAGUAUCCAUAGCCCUGUACACGAGGCCCAGCCCAAUCCUUGAUCUCAAGGUGGAGUACAUUGGUGUGCAGAUUGUGAAUUUGUCAUGGAGAGUGAACGACUCUGCUUCCACGUCCUACAUGUACAGGAUAGAGAUCGAAAGUGAUGGAACCACCAUUAGGAACGAGACAUCCAAUGUCCCCGAAGCUGAAAUUACGGACCUAGAGCCUGGGACAUUGUACAACUUCAUGGUGUUUGCAGUGGCAGCUGAUGCUCAGACAGAAGGAGAGGGAGUAUCCAUAGGAGACUCUACUGGUGAGUCAGAGCUCUCGCACCCGUGUUUGUGGUGGGCCACGUGCUGCUGUGCAGACCCUUGCUGCCUUCAGGACGCAAGAGGAGAGCAGCCUUUGGGCAGUGCUGAGCUGGGCAGCCUUGUGUACAAGUCCAAAGUUGGCAAUUUUUCCUCUAGAAACUAGAUGGCUAUUGUCGCCAGAGCCAUUGCUACAGAUUUGAGCCCUGUAACCUGAUAGAACUUGUCACUGUUUGCAGUAGCAGCCAUCAGUAUAUCUGAAGGAGAAGGAGUAUCUAUAAGCCUCGAUACAAUAAGCUACAUUCCUGCCCCAGUACCUUUAUUUCAGUGUGAACCAGUGGCCAAGGAGUCUAACCUAACACUCAAAUGGAAAUGUCCUAUUGGUAACAAUUCUGGCUUCAAUAUAAAAGUAUUUAAGGAUAGCUGGGAAACAACCCAAGAGAUUCCACGGUGUACAGGAGAAAACUUGGAAACCUUCAAAAUAGGACCUUUUAAUUAUUUCACCACCUACAAUGUAAAUAUUACAACUCUUUCAAAUACAAAGGAAAGCUCUGCAGUGCACAGAAUAUGCAAUACUAGUAUUACGGACCCACCUGCUCCUGAUAUUGGUCCUUUAGUUGAGGCCAUCAGUCACACCUCCUUGUCUGUUAAAUUCUCUGGUUUUGCAUCAGUAAAUGGACCGUUAAAAGCCUACGCAAUAAUCAUUGUAACAAAAGCAUCAGGUUGUGGGUCUUCAAAGCCUGAAUUGAACUGCACAUAUAAAGAUUUCAAGCAAAAGAAGACUGCCACCUACGUAACGUAUAUUGUAGAUAUAGGGCAGUCAUCUUUGCCCUCUGAAAAUGGGACAUUCACAGUUAAUGUGGGCACUGGAAACAACGUGCAUGGCUAUGAAAAUGGGCCACUGAGUCCACUUCAUUCAUACAGGGCACGUGUGGCAGGUUUUACUAAGAUAAACUUUACUGGGGCUGACAUAAUUGUGGGAGAAGAUAGUUAUGCAUCAUUUUCCCCCUGUUCUGCGCAGGUUUUGUUACCGCAGGACCCAGGUCUCAUUGCUGGAGCUGUUAUUGGAUGCCUUUUAGCCAUACUGGCUGUAGUUGCUGUAGGGGGCUACAUAUUCUGGAAAAGGAGAAGGAAAGAUAGAAGAAAUACUGAAAUGUCCUUUUCUCCAAUUAAAGUCAAGAAAUCCAAGUUGAUUAAAGUGGAAAACUUUGAGUCUUACUUCAAGAAGCAGCAAGCUGACUCCAACUGUGGUUUUGCUGAAGAGUAUGAGGAACUCAGGCCUGCUGGAGUUCAUCAACCCAAGUUUGCUGCUGAACUUGCUGAAAACAGGGGGAAAAAUAGAUACAACAAUGUCUUGCCAUAUGAUAUUUCUCGUGUUAAACUGUCAGCCCAAAGCCAUGCAACUGAUGAUUACAUUAAUGCAAACUAUAUGCCUGGUUAUACUUCUAAGAAGGCAUUUAUUGCUGCACAAGGUCCUUUACCCAAUACUAUAGAUGACUUCUGGCGUAUGGUUUGGGAAAAGAAUAUCUACUCAAUUGUCAUGUUGACAAAAUGCGUUGAACAAGCCCGGACAAAAUGUGAGCAGUAUUGGCCAGACAAGCAAUCCAUGAGUUACGGUGACAUUAUUGUGACAAUGGUCUCAGAGAUUAGCCUUCCAGAAUGGACAAUACGGGACUUCACUGUAGAAAAUACUAACGUAUCGGAGGUUCACACGGUGCGCCAGUUCCACUUCACCUCCUGGCCGGAUCACGGAGUGCCAGAGACAACGGACCUCCUCAUCAACUUCAGGCACCUCGUUCAGGAAUACAACAGUCAGAAUCCCAUUGACUCUCCUGUGCUGGUGCACUGCAGUGCUGGCGUGGGAAGGACGGGCACCUUCAUUGCCAUCGACCGCCUGAUCCAGCAGAUGGAAAAGGAGAACAAAAACGUCGUGUACGACCUCCGCAUGCACCGGCCCCUCAUGGUGCAAACCGAGGACCAGUAUGUCUUCCUAAACCAGUGCGUUAUGGAUAUAAUUAGAUCCCAGAAAGACAAAAAAGCAGAUCUUAUUUACCAAAACAUGACGGCAAUGGCAAUCUAUGAAAACUUCACUCCCGGGCCAGGUUUUGGGAAGGCCAAUGGCUACCAUGUGUAA
Messenger RNA from Tinamus guttatus (white-throated tinamou), 4092 nucleotides. NCBI's taxonomy places the organism in Eukaryota, Metazoa, Chordata, Aves, Tinamiformes, Tinamidae. The record is from RefSeq and is a predicted model, not a curated record.